AGAAGACUAGUCUGUACCCGAAUGUAACUAUGAGAGGAACAAAAUUAAUAUUGAUGGAGGUAGGAAAUGUAAAAUUUCUGGAUUCUCUCAAUUAUUUUCCUAUGCCUCUAACUGCUCUACCCAAGGCGUUUGAUUUGAAAGAGCUAAAGAAAGGAUACUUUCCACAUUUAUUCAACACUUUGGCUCAUCAGAAUUAUGUAGGGCCAAUUCCAGCGCUCGACUUCUACGAUCCCGACCAUUUAAAGGAAGACGCUCGGGAAAAAUUAUUAAAAUGGCAUGGCGAAAGACAAGCGGAGGGAUACGUUUUUGAUUUUCAGAAAGAAAUCGUUGAAUACUGUAUCUCCGAUGUGGAAAUAUUGACACAGGCGUGUCUCAAAUUUCGAGACCUGAUGAAAACCGAAACCACAGUCGAUCCCUUCCAGGAAAGCACCACUAUUGCAUCAUGCUGUAACAAAGUCUUUAGACGCAAUUUUUUAAAACCUGAGACGAUCGGGAUUCUACCGAACCAGAACUUAUAUCACCCCGUUUUACCGUCAAAAAUGAACAACAAAUUGAUGUUUGUUAACUGUCAAAAAUGUGGUGAAGAUUUCGUUCGAGAAGAGUGUCAGCAUUCUAUUCAAGAAAGAAGCCUAAAAGGAACUUGGGUGAUAGAAGAGGUGCUCAAAGCUAUUGAAAAAGGUUACCAGAUUAUAGAGACUUACGAAAUAUGGGAAUACGAUACAAUUCAGCUCAGUAAAGACCAAGAGGGGUUAUUUAGCGGAAUGAUGAACAAGUUUCUACAAAUAAAACAACAAGCUUCAGGAUGGCCCAAACAUUGCUUAACGGAUGAAGAAAAAAACCGUUAUAUUGAUGCAUUUUUGGAUAGAGAAGACAUAAAGCUGGAAUUUUCAAAAAUUAUAGAGAACCCCUGUUUGAGAUCGUUAGCUAAACUUAUGCUGAAUUCCUUUUGGAAAGUGGAAGAAAGGGCAGUUUACGUAGAUACAGAUUCAUGUAUUUAUAUCUCUCGUAAGGGAUUAGACGACAUAUCUACAGGAGACUUCAUAGGUGAUAUGACCGAUGAGCUCAAUGGGGGUUUCAUAUCAGAGUUUGUUUCUGGAGGACCUAAGAACUACGCCUACAAAUAUACUACUUUGUCUGGAGAGGAACAGAUCGUAUGUAAAGUAAAAGGCAUAUCACUCAACUACAAGGCAUCCCAAGUAGUCAAUUUUGAGAAAAUAAAAGACAUGGUGCUGAAGAAAUCUGAUCCUGUUUCUGUACUUUCUCGACAGCUACGACGUACAAGAGAGCAUGCAGUAGUAACAGUCGAGUUUCCUAAGGUAUACAAGAUAACUUCAAUGAAAAGGAAAUUCUAUGAAGAUCAUACCUCUGUACCAUUUGGAUUUAAGAAAAUAAAGUAUUGA
Molecule: messenger RNA, 1400 nt
Organism: Acanthoscelides obtectus
Lineage: Eukaryota; Metazoa; Arthropoda; Insecta; Coleoptera; Chrysomelidae
Source: the annotation of a GenBank genome assembly